Molecule: messenger RNA, 3368 nt
Organism: Patiria miniata (bat star)
Lineage: Eukaryota; Metazoa; Echinodermata; Asteroidea; Valvatida; Asterinidae
Product: gamma-aminobutyric acid type B receptor subunit 2-like
Exons: 17
Coding region: 333-2717 (794 amino acids)
Biological process (GO): G protein-coupled receptor signaling pathway; gamma-aminobutyric acid signaling pathway
Cellular component (GO): G protein-coupled receptor heterodimeric complex; membrane
Molecular function (GO): G protein-coupled GABA receptor activity
Source: RefSeq, a predicted model, not a curated record
GAUACCUUGCCACAACAGGUACGGUCUUCAGUUGUGUAUCUAGAGAGGCCGUUGACAUGUUGUCGAGUGGUUGGACAACCAGCAACAGAUCGCACGAGGCGAAACGGUGUUAAACGGUGUCAGCUCAACAACCUGUCAGCCUAAAUCUGGUAAGACCCUGACAAUACACAGAAGAGCAUAGGGGACACUUAGGCAUUAAACGGAAGAGGCCUCGAGGCGAAAAUGGAUUUGAUUCUCACAAAAACAGCUUGAGCAAGGUUUUCGAUUUCAUUCAAAUCUGGUAGAAAUGUAAAAACAGCAAGAAGGAUGUAGCCGCAUCACCACUGAUCAACAUGCGACUUCGCGUUCCGGCAUCGAUGUGCUUGCUACUGACGAUAGUAGCAUACCUUGCUGAAUUACCCGAGUUCCAAGGAAUGGUAACUGCUGAGCGGGAUAGCCAGGAAAUCCGGCCCAUCUACAUUGGCGGUUUCUUCCCGAUUGAAUCGCACCCGUUCUUUGCUUCGCUCCCUUUGACCGUGCAGACAGCGGUGAACCAUGUGAACAACUUGACGGGGAUUUUGGACGGAUACGAGUUGAGAAUGAGAUGGAACUGGACUCAGGGAAGUCCAGCCAAUGCACUGCGGCUCCUGAACGAUUUUGUCCAAAACGGGCCGCCGGUGUUGAUGACAUGGGGACCCAUGUUUUCCAGUGUCGCUGUAGUCGUCAAUGAAGUCUUGCCUCGCUACAAUAUUGCCCAGGUUGUAAUUGCCUCGUCUACCACUUUGAAGGACCGAGCCCGCUACCCACUGACCGUGCAAGUUUCCGUAGACGAGGAUCUGUUGAACCCUGCCAGAGUGGCCUUCGUGAAACGGAUGGGGUGGAGAAGAGUUGCCCUCAUCUUCGAAGAUAACCAGUAUUUCAGACAGAAUAUGGCGAAGCUGGCGGAGAAACUAUUGGAAAAUGGCAUAACUGUGCUGACGACAGAGGCUGUCACGAAUGCUGAACAUCCCGAUGAACAAAUCCAAAGUCUGAAGAGACAUGAUGCCCGAGUGAUCAUAACGGCAUUCUAUCCUGAACCUGCAGCCAAAUUGUUCUGCAAGGUGUACACAGCCAAACUUUUUGGCGCGAAGUAUGUCUGGAUUUUGCCGGGCUGGUACCCUGACGGCUGGUGGCGUGAUCUGCCCGAUGUACCAUGCGAUAAUGAGGAGACUGCAACGGCGUUGGAUUUACACGUGGCUUUUGAUGGGGACCAGGCUGUGAGUGAGGUGUCGCGCAUUGAUUUUAAUGGUGUGAAACCAUUUCCUGAGCAGAUUGAAUAUCUUGAAUCACUUCACAAUAUGGAGGACAACUCUCGGGAUAUUUACGCUUACGACUGCCUAUUCACGAUGGCCCUAGCUCUCAACGCCUCGAUAGGCGAGUUGAGGCAGUUGGAUCCAGCCAGAAGGCUGGACGAGUUUAAUUAUGGAGACCAGGAGAUGGCUCAGAUUCUGUUGAGAAAUACAUUGCAGACGGAAUUCGUCGGUUUGACGGAUCGUGUUGUUAUUGGUAAAGGAGGAGUACGGCAUACAACAGUCUACGUCGAGCAGUUACAAAAUGAACACCCCGUGAGGAUUCUCAACUACUUUGCCGAUGGCGAAUACGAGACAAUUCCUAACGCGACAAUUCAGUGGAAAGGUUCGGUAAUACCAGUUGACGGGAAGACAGAGAUACCGAUCCUCACUCAGAUAUCCCUCCCCUUUCAAAUCAGCAUUUACACGGCAGCAGGCAUUGGUGUGAUGCUCUCUGUGAUAUUCUUAGCGCUGAACAUCGCACUUCGCAACCAAAGAGCCAUAAAGAUUUCUAGUCCGAUCAUCAAUAAUCUGAUCGUCAUGGGAUGUCUGCUUCUCUACACCUCUGUCUUUGUCUCUGGAGUCGAUACAUCUGGGAUUACAGACGGCGCUUUCAUCGUCUUGUGCUAUGUGAAAGUUGGUCUGGUAUGUGUUGGCAUUUCACUGUCCUUUGGGUCACUAUUGGUCAAGACGUAUCGCAUCUUCGCUAUCUUCCAGAAGGCGGUGGCCAGAUUCAAGAAAAUCGACUUACCCGAUAAGAAGUUGAUGUCCGUUGUCAUGGCACUUGUCCUGGUUGAUUGCGUCAUCGUCACACUUUGGGUCUUCCUGGGACAAUCAACGAUCCGGACAAUCAACCUUGAUCCCAAACUGUCAGAUACGGCGAGUCCAGAGAGUGAAACCUACAUCAUACCAGUCCUGAGACAAUGCGGGUCCAUAUAUGAGAUUUACUUCACCUGCGCCAUCUAUGCCUUCAAAGGCAUACUUUUGGUAUUCGGCGUUUUCCUGUCCUGGGAGAUCAGAAACGUCAGUGUGACAGGACUUAACGACAGUAAAUACAUCGCCUUCUCCGUGUACAUCGUUGGCAUAACCAUUGUCUUGGCCGUGCCCGCACUCCAAGUCUUCGUCAACAAUGUCGAUAUACAUUUCUGUAUCUUCGGUGUCGCAAUCGUCUUUGCCAAUACCGUGGUCCUGUGUUUGGUCUUCGUACCCAAGUUUGCUCUGUGCUACUCAUCCCGUGGCAGUCAGCUUCACAUUAGUUUGAUGGAUGCACCCAGUGUGCCAACGACAAGUACGUCACUACCAGCCAGCUGUCGAGAUAGAAAUCGGCUAGGUGAACUCCGAGAUACGCUACGACAGAAACAAGAAUCUCUGGCCGAUUUAUUGAGAGCGUGUCAGGCACAAGCAAAGUAAGAUCACAUCACAGAGAUGAGCUAGAGCAGGCGACACAGCGGACGUAGAAUAGGCCGACUGUUAUGGCUAUAGAGGACACUCUAUAGUAUUACAUAUAGGCCAGCGGGUCGAGCUGUAUUUACAGUUGUAUCCAUAAUGUUUAGACUCGAGGGUCUCUGAACAAUGGAGACCGUGUCAUUUUUGCUUUGCUAAAUCCACUUAGAUCACUAAUCUUUAGUGCAAAAAACAAAGACCUUGUCACUUUUUUCCCCAAUCUGCACAAUGCAUGUAUGAAAACCGUCAGCUAUUACCUACAUCAUUUCUCGACCGUGACAAUGUGUUUUGAGGGUUGUCGGGGGAAGCCGGAGGAAUACGUGAAAAGCUGGAACGAAUCAAAUCUUUGAAAAUGCUGGCAUGUUUGUUUACAUCACCAACAAGUCCCGCGUUCGAGUUAAGCCUCGAUUGCAUAUAGUUUGCCUUUUUGUACAAAUAAAAAAAAUAAUUGUUUUUAGGCCUGUAAAUCUGGUUAAGAUUAUAGAAGCACACACCCUAUAGGUUUUUUGUACAUAAACAAUUUUCCACUAGACCACCCAUAUCCUAAGUUAUUCUUUUAAGCCCCCCUCCCGCCCAAUUUACAAGAUUUCCAAGGAUUAUGCUCAGAAGCUAGGCAAG